GUGACGCACUUCCGGCCAUGGAGCCUGAGCUCUGGUUUAGGGGUCCUUCGUGGAGCGUUUGCGCCAAGGCGCUGUGUGCCUGCCAGUUCGUCUGCAGAGCGGUCAGUAAGGCAGUGGGACUGGUGAUGUCAAAAUUUCUGUUCGGGUCCGAGUUCGUUGUCUUGCAAACUUGAAGAAUGAGUUCCCGGACAAAGACGGGCUCAGUGACCUUCGAAGACGUGGCUGUGUACUUCUCUGAGAACGAAUGGACUUGCCUGACCUGCCCUCAGAGGGCCCUGUACAGGGAUGUGAUGCUGGAGAAUUACGGGGCCGUGGCUUCCCUGGCAGCGUUUCUAUUUCCCAAACCGGCUCUGAUUUCCCGGCUGGAGCGAGGGGAAGCCCCCUGGUGCUCGGCCCCUCAGGGAGCUCUGGAUGGAGAGGGCUGGAAGGGCGUGUCCUCAGAGGGUGUGUUGAAGAGUGAUGAGAAAGAAGAUUUUAUUCUGAAGGAGGAAAUUUUUGAGGAGCCGCAGGACCACAUGGUACCAUCAAGAGGACCCCCGUGGUGUGGGUCCGGGAGAUUCUGGUUUGGAAAAACCCAUGAAGAGGAGAAAUGCAGGUUAGGAAGAUGGUGUGACUACCCCAAUGGGAGAAGUGUAGAGAACACUACAAAUGAUAUUAUGGAAGUGAUUGCCAAAGGUGAAAUGAUCUCAGUAGAAGAGAGUUCAGAAAAUACUGAUGUUAAUGCCCACCUGGCUAUACACCGGAAAAUUCUAAGUGAGCAGGUAUUCUGUGUCUGUGAAGAAUGUGGCAAGUGUUUUGAUCAAACUGAAGACUUGUAUCAGCAUCAGAGAAUUCAUGAUGGAGAGGUCUAUGAAUGUAAGGAAUGUGGGAAGACUUCCAGUUUUAGAUCACAUGGCAUUGCACAUCAGAUAAGUCAUACAGGUGUAAAACCCCAUGUAUGUCAAGAAUGUGCUAAAACCUUCAUUUGGAAGUCAAAACUGAUUCGGCAUCAGUUAAUACACACAGGAGAGAAACCCUUUGAAUGUAAGGAAUGUGGGAAGGGUUUUAAUCAGAAUGCAAACCUUCUACAGCAUCGGCAAAUCCACACCAGGGAGAAACCAUAUACAUGUAAGGAGUGUGGGAAAAGCUUUAUUCGGAACCCAGCCCUUCUUCAACAUCAGCGAAUCCACACUGGGGAGAAGCCUUAUGAAUGUAAGGACUGUGGGAAAGGCUUCACGUGGAACUCAGAUCGUGUUCAGCACCAGAAGAUCCACACUGGAGAGAAGCCUCAUGAAUGUACUGACUGUGGGAAAAGCUUCAUUUGCAAGGGAAACCUUAUCCGACAUCAGAGAAUCCAUACUGGGGAAAGACCCUAUAAAUGUAAUGACUGUGGGAAGGCCUUCAGUCAGAAAUGUGUUUUGAUUAAGCACCAGAGGUGCCAUGCUAGAGAAAAAACCUAUACCUGUCAGAUCUCCCACCUUCUGGAACAUUAGAGAAUACAUAGUGGUGAUACUUGUUUAUGAUAUUCAUGAUACAGGAACCCCAGAGACAAAAUGAGAUGACCAUCCACAUUUGCUACGGCUCUAAUCUGUUUCUCCUCCUGAACAGAUACCCUGUACUCUAGCAAGAUUGGUCCCCCAUGUUCAUAUUAGGCAACAUUUAGUUGAGCACUUACUCUGUGCGAACCACCAUACAUACAUCCUCUAAUUUUUCUCAAUCUGAUUAAGGUAGAUAUUCAUCCCCAUUUUAUAAGUGAGAAAUCUGAGGUUGAAAGGUUAUAAAACUCAUUUAAGGUUGCUUAGCCUGUGAGGGCAGGAAGAGAGCAGUCAAGAAAACGAGAGAAAUGAAGCUGUAUCACUAAUGACAGUAUUAAAAUUGCAUUAUUUUAUGUUAAGGACAGUGAUUUUUUCCCCCCCUGAAACUACAUUGUUCUAAAAUGAAUAUUACUUGUGCAAACCA
Molecule: messenger RNA, 1938 nt
Organism: Myotis daubentonii (Daubenton's bat)
Lineage: Eukaryota; Metazoa; Chordata; Mammalia; Chiroptera; Vespertilionidae
Gene: ZNF662
Product: zinc finger protein 662
Biological process (GO): regulation of DNA-templated transcription
Source: RefSeq, a predicted model, not a curated record